AUGGCGCACUCCUAUUACCCCUCUAAAAUUCGUAAGAUUUUCUCUUCAGAGUCCAGUCCACUGUCCAUUGUGCCAACCAAGAAAAAAGUUCACUUUUCAGGCCUCCAAUUUUCCUGCCCACUUUCCGAGAAAAUGCGGAAGAAACGCUGCGUUCCGGAGGUCCUCCGCCGGUUAUUCCAUAACCGGCCGCUCACAUUGGCCGACGCCAUCACCUCCUUACUCCCUCCUCAUUCCUCGUCGUCAGUCCCCGACGACUGUCGUUUUUGCAAGGGCAGCCGUUGCCUCAGCUGCAGCGGGCCCAACGGCAUGUCGUUCAUUCUCCGACCCAACGACCCUUCCGAUUACUGCAACCUCCUCAACCACUGCUACGUCGUCUGGGAACGCGCCCCUACGCUUGCUCACUUUUCCCCCGACUCUCAUUGGUCCCAAAUUGAGAUUGUGAGAGCGGUGAUUGAAGUGAUGAUGCUUGAGCAACCUCUGUCUUCCAAUGUGAUAUGUACUGGUUAUGAUAAGUGUAAUCAGUCAAGCCCCAUUGUGGAGCUUCUAAAUUCUUCGGCUUGGUGUCUUCUAUUAGAAAGGCGUAAGAAACAUGAGCAGGUCACAGGUCUUCCUAUCAGUAACUUAUGUCCGAAGAAGUUGAAGCCUGCACCGCAGGCACUACAUCAACAGUCAUUGCAAAAUCCAUGUGGACCCCGGAAAAAGAGGGAAAGAGAUGAUAACAUACAGUCAAUGUUGAAGAGACAGCAGCUCGGUAGUUCUUUCAGCACUGAUGAAACAUUCAGUUCUGUUACCUGCAGUGAUAGUGGAUUUGAUAGGAAUAAGCAUGGCCAUACUGAAGCAGCUAUGGAAACAACCAGCACUGUUAGCGAUGGCGAUGAGGGUAAUUUAAAUCAUGAACUUCAACAGAGUUCAGAAAGGCUUAAGAAGCGUAAAAGACCAUUUAGAUGGCAGCGCUGCAGGAAGCGCAGACAAUUAACUUCUCAAGAAACCAGCGUUAAGGGUCCUUUCACAACAGUUCUUGCUGACAAAGAGAGCUUACCUGGCAGGCUUUCUUGUUGCUUGAAACCGAGCUCAGGUCUUCAUGAUACAAAGUGCUCUUGUUUGGGGUUCCAAGUUGCACAAAAGGUUGCCAAAGGGGCUGAAAUAGACAGAAAAUCCAUGUUCUUUAACUUGGAACGCUCAUUAUCAGUUUUCCCCAAAAGACAUGUGCUGAAUUCUGUAAAGCCCAAUUCUGUCGGUGCAGAGUCUCUUGUUAAGUGUAUUUUUGGCAUGUCGGACAUAGAAAGUGCUCUGUCCAAGAUAUGUCCUCAUGGAAGUGGUCCUUGUCUCAUGGGUUCUGCAUGCCUGCAUCACUCACUUGUUAAGUCGCUUAAAAUUCUCAUACGCAGAGCUCGGCAUUGCCAUCAUUUGAGAUUAUUGGAGAAGCAUUGUUUUAUUACAUCUCCAAAUCCGAAUGCUAUUAAAAAUUCUGGUUGCAUCUUUGAGGGAGAAAGGCGGGGUAACAGUGUACUGAAGAAAUCUCAGUGUUGUACUACUGAUUCUUGCAAUGGUUCUCCAGCAGCCAUUGAUUCUCAUUCUGAGGCAAUUAAGUCUUACUGCUUGAAAAGUCAGGUGGUGUCCUUUGUAUGGGCUGUUUGUAGGAGUAUUAUUCCACCAGAUUUGCUAGGAACUCCUUCUAACUGGAGAAUGUUGAGGAGAAAUAUUUCCAAGUUCAUUUGUCUUAGAAGAUUUGAAAAUUUUUCUUUAAAGCAAUGUAUGCAUAAAUUGAAAACAUCUAGGUUCCCAUUUUUAUCAGAUAAACAGUAUUUCUGCUGCAUGAAUAAUCAGGCACCAAAAGGCGUAGAUGGAAAAAGUUCAGAAAUUAAUAAAGGAUCCACUAAAUUGAAUGAUGCCGCACAUCUUGUAAAACAAAAAGUCUUAGAAAGCUGGAUUUAUUGGUUCUUUUCAUCUAUAAUUGUUCCUUUGUUGCAAGCCAACUUCUAUGUCACUGAGAGUGAGAAUGGGAAGCAAGAUUUAUAUUACUAUCAAAAGUCAGUGUGGGAGAAAGUGAAGAAUAAGACCGUUACUUGCAUGAAAGCUCAGAACUAUCAUUACUUGGAUACUGCAACAACUAGAAGGAUUAUAAGAAAAAGAUUGUUUGGUUUUUCAAAGCUCCGGAUUUGUCCAAAAGAAUAUGGAGUGAGGUUGCUAGCAAAUUUAAAAGCAUCAUCAAGAAUGCCAAGGCAAGAGUUCUAUUUGGGAGAUCGGUCCGGUGGAAGACUAGGAAGAACAAAAAUGCAUCAGAGAAGGGUCAGAUUUGAACAUUUUAAGUCAGUGAAUCGUGUUCUUCGUGAUACACAUGCUGUUUUAAAAUCUAUACGAUUCAAGGAGCCAGAGAAGUUAGGUUCAUCAGUGUUUGAUUACAAUGAUGUCUACAGAAAGUUGUGCCCUUUUGUAAUUGGUUUGAAGAAUGGAUCGGCAAUGAUGCCUGAUGUAUUUAUUGUUGUUUCUGAUGUGUCAAAAGCCUUUGAUUCUGUUGACCAGGAUAAGCUGCUUUGUGUAAUGAAAGAUGUCCUAAGAACAGAUGAAUACUUUCUCAAACAUGCUUAUGAAGUUCUUUGCACAAAGAAAUCUUUGUGGGUUCAUGAGAAGCCUAUAUUAGUGGAUCAAAAUACCAGCUCGAGAUUUAAAUCUUCUGUCGUACACCGAUCAUUGCACAGUGUCCUUGUUAAUCAGUUUGUGUACUUUGUAUAUUCAUGA
Prunus dulcis (almond) is the source of this 2739-nucleotide messenger RNA. RefSeq names its product telomerase reverse transcriptase-like. Gene Ontology annotation, cellular component: telomerase catalytic core complex. Gene Ontology annotation, biological process: telomere maintenance via telomerase. Gene Ontology annotation, molecular function: telomeric repeat DNA binding; telomerase RNA binding. The transcript has 10 exons. The record is from RefSeq and is a predicted model, not a curated record. NCBI's taxonomy places the organism in Eukaryota, Viridiplantae, Streptophyta, Magnoliopsida, Rosales, Rosaceae. The coding region runs from base 1 to 2739 and encodes 912 amino acids.